AUGUCAACGACGAUGGCGAAAGAAGCGUGUCGCAAACUUUAUCUUCAAGUUAAAACUCUUGAUCGAGAAAAGUCAGCUUUGGAAACUCUCAGUCAAUCUUUAAAUGAAGAAAAUACAACUCUGAAGAAAUUAAACGAAUCGCAUACGAAAAAUGUCGAUACGUCGAGCUCCGGUAUGUUAAGGAAUGACUUACUUGCCAAAACACUAUUUGUGCGAACUCAGGUGCUCUCCACCCCCCUCCCCUCCCCCGCCAAAAAACCCAACAAACAGCUCUUUCAGUGAAUUCCCGCGCGGAACGGGAGAGAUUAAGUAAUAAACGGAACUAUGGUAUAUCCUGUUUACUGAUCUGAUGAUAAAACUGGAAUGAACUUUGAAUACAACUUCGGAUUGAAAUUUAAAUAAAACUUGAAGGGUUUUGUAGAUGAAAUUCUCGAGUGUAAAUGUUAUACAUUUUAGAUCUAAUAUAUGGAACAUCUGCGAAGCAUCCAGCUAUAGCAGCAAAAUACCCAAAAUCUAUCUCCGAUACAGCCUGAGUGCUUUAAAAUCAACUUAUGACUCUGAAGAUGCACGGACAUGGAAGUCAAUUUGUGUUAAGUGUGGCUCUGCCCGCAGUCUUCUGUCUCUUCCUAUGUGCUGUUUUUAAUGUCUGUAUGUCUUUAUAAAAAGGUACGUUUACGCGCUGCGAUUUGUCGUGUGCGGUUUGUAUUUUGGCGUAUUAAAAUGAGUGCUGGUGCCAUAAUUCAUAAAUUACAAAUGUAGCCAGCUUACGCGUGUUUAUCAUAUGACAUACGCCAGAGGGUGAAUCGUACAGUACGCGGUGGAUCGCGGUGUGUAAACGUAGCUUUAAUAUUGUUAAUGUCUGUAUAUGUUUGUACGUUUUGUUGGUAAUUGUAAUCGCUAUUUAUUGUUAGUUGAUAUUAAACUUGAUGUAUCAUAAUGGAUCCGCAGUAAAUGGCCGUAGCUGUUGCGGUUUCCGAGCCUGCAUGUUGAGGCAAAGUGUAAUAAAAUAAAAUAAAAUAAAAUAAAAUAAAAUAACAGCCGAUCUUUAUCUGAUAUACAAACUUGAGCCGAAGGCGAGAGUUUGUAUAUCAGAUCAUGGAUAAUAAAAUAAAUGGAUUGGAAACUUCUGACGUCAUUGACUGCAUCCUUGUUGAAAAAUGUGACGUCACGCGUAUUGCGAAUGUUACCAAAGUUCUCGGCAUAUUUGUUGUUUUGCUAUAUUUUCCACUUUAAAAGGGUGAUCUUGAAGCGUAAACUGGUCUAAUUGUUUUAAAAACAUGCCUAAGCCACGACAAAGUAUUUAAGGUAAAUGUUUUUCGUCUUUGUUUUGUAUUUUUUUACAUUUGUAGCUACGAAAUUGGCGUCACAAAUUUUAACGAAAUUUGCGAUGUAUUUUUCACUGUUUAGUGCUUGAAAUAUUUGCUAAAAUUGACUGGGAAUACUUAGAGUUUUCAUCGUAGAAUGGCGUGGUUACAUUUAUUUGCUCUUUGACUAAAAUGUUUAGGUGUAUUAUUGCUAAACAUGCCGUUUUUGAGAAUUUGAUUUUCAACUAGGUUGAGGCAUUCAACCACGCCAUCAAUCCCAGUAAAAACAUUAGGUCACGUCAGCUAGUUUCCUAUCCAUUUAUUUUAUUAUCCAUGAUCAGAUAAAGAUCGGAUGCAAAUGUUUUAACGUGCUUAAAAAAAAACCCAUCUUAUGAGUUCAUUGGCGAAGUUAUUUUAAAAAUAAACAUUGUCUAAGCCGAGAAAAUCACAACCUCGUACCCAGUGUCUUUCUUCUUUGGGAGAAAAAACCCUGGUAGACGCUGGUCACGUGAUCUGCUAAAAUCCAGCAGAUUUCUAAUUAACUAUCUUGGAGAUCACGUGACCAGCGUCUACCUUGAUCUGACUUAGCAGAUCACGUGACCAGCGUCUACCAGGGUUUUUUUCUCCCCAAGAGGAAAGAUCUGGGUACGAGGUUGAAAAAUCAAAGAUGAAGUUUAUGUAAAUCAGGACAAAUCUUUAUCCGAUUUACAAACAUUGAUUAAACAUUAAUUUCUUUUGUAUUUUCAAUUAUAUAAUUCAAUUCACUUUCAAACAGGAUUUUUCAAGAGGUUUACUUUAUUUUUAACAACGUUUCGGACAGUUUUACUGUCCGUCUUCAGGUUAUUACAACUUUGUGAAUGUUGACAUGUACAAACUAAUUUAACGUUCGUUCUACGCAAGCUUAAUUUCAAACUAAAAUGCACGCGCACGCGCUGUUCACUGUUUGAAAGUGAAUUGAAUUAUAUAAUUAAUGAUGACCAGAGGUGAAAGUUUUAGAAGAAUAAUUAAAGUUUUGUAUUUUCCUCAUGAAUUAUUAAUGGUUUUUUAAGUCGAGAUAGUGUAUUAAAUUAAUCUCAUGAUCAAUGGUUCUGCUGUUAGCAGUCAAAAAUUGAUGUACAUUUCUUUCUUUCACAGGUACUUCAAUUGGUCUGUUACAAAUACAGAUUGAAGAGCUAAGACAGGAAAAUAGUUUUUUGAAAGAUUCUGGUAAGCUUAAUUAUAAGCUUAUAUGUAAAGCCCGCAAACACCGGGUUUUAUACACUCAGAUAAAAACCGGUGAAUAUUUAUUCAUCAAUUCAAUCGGAUUCGGAGGAACGGAAUCGUCACAACAUAAGAUAAUAUAUAUAGCUACUAAAGUUUGAUAAUGUUCUAAUAAUGUUCUCUGAUUUCUGCUUCUUCGUAUGUUUCUUGUGUGUCAGUUGGUCAAAUCUUGUAUUGUUUGAGUUUCUGUAGUCUUUGACUCGUGUUAGUCGAUCUAUACGUUCUCUAAUUAGAAUUGGGCUGGGUAUAGCUCCUUUUAAUAUACUUACGGUCGAGGGAAACUUUGUACAUGUGACUGAAAAGGUGGGAUGAUGUUGAACGAACCAAUCAGUGUUCAAGGGUGUACUGUUGAACCCUCGUCCCAGCUCUCUAUAUCUGUUUAUUUAAGGCGUUGUCGCACUUUCAAGUCAGUUAUAUGCUCGCUCAUAUAGUACUUACAAAUGUUCAAAACUCAACUAAUUUAACAUUAUCUUAGAGGAAAACUUUCGAACUAUUAGCAUAUGAACUUAGUUUUACGAUUAAUGCUGAAUUACAAACAGAAAACGCCAGAGUAAGAUUUGGUGAGGUAUAACAAUACCGCGCACCAACAUACAAUCUUUUUGUACACGUGCAAUCUUUCACAUGUGCCUAAGUAUCUUAUUAGUAUGACCUUGGGCGUCAAAUACCAGUAUGUGUGGGAAUGUUUAUAUCUCUAUCACAAACUCAGUGAUACAUGUUUGUGAAAACUGUUUUUGAUACAAUCUUGUACAAUUUAAUAACAACGCUUGUUGACUAUUUACUUAAUCUGGCUAUCUUGUCAAUACACACAUACAUGAGAACCCUAAAUAUAGCUUGUUAACGCAUAUAUGACUCGGCUGAUAUGAUCGAAUUACCCGAGUAAUAUGAUCGGAAUCGCCCGCUCCAUUUAAUAUAACGAAGUAAGUAGUGAUUUCAUGAUGGCACCCUCACAUGGUACAGAUCUUCUAUAAUUUAUAUAUGAAUAAUUAUAUAAAUUAUAUUGUAUCAUUGAUUUUAUCUUUAAAGCAUAUAUACUUUAAUAUUAGUUGUCUGUUCAUUUACUAGUUCACAGGCUGAAUGUGGAACUUGGUCGCUAUCAAGCCAAAUAUCGAUCCUUAUCGCCUCAGGUAUAUAAUUAGCCUAGUAACUUCUUAUUAACCGAUCGCGAGGUCUGUACAAAGAAAUAUCGGACCGAGGUUUUUUUUGUACAGAUCGAGCCCGUAGCGCGAGGUUUAUACAAAAAGACCGAGGUCCGAUAUUUACUGUAUCUGUACAUACCGAGCAUGCAAGUGAGGUUAAUAAAAAGUUUAUCAUAUGACAUUUAUAGGCAUUCAUACUUGACACAAACAAGAAAUGCAUGAUUUGAAAUGCAUAUUAGUAGCGUGGUAUACAUUUGGUCGAAAACAAAAAUAACAAUGUAAAAACCUUCGCAGAUAUCUUAUAAAUUAUAAUUUUCAAAUUUUCAAUUAAAUUUGCUGUUUUGUUUUAAAAUUCAUGCGUUUGUUUUUACGUCAUGGACCGCCAGUCAUUACGAGAAACUAUAAUAGACCGCUGAAAGUGCUUCUCAGGCAAUCACAGAAGGGCGUUGUGCCCAAUCUAAUGCAAAUUUGCCCAAAAAACGAGGUUAGUCCAUUUGAUAUGAUAAGCACACCGACGUUUGAACUGUAACUAACUAGUGGCCUUACUCGGCCCUUUUAAUGAUAAUAGUUUCGCCGAGUAAAAUUACUGAAAUUCGCCCAGCUCUUAAAUUGCACUUUCUACAAACUUACUUUUUACACAUCUUUACAAACGAAGGACGCGGAAAAAACUCACUUGCCCCCGCUUGGCUUUCCUGUAAAUUAAAUUGAUCACAUUCCCUAACAUAAAAUUAAAUUGCAUUAAAUUAAAACUUGAUCAAUAUGCCAACUAACAACUUGCAUGAGUACAAUAUACUAUGUGUACGUGUUUUUUCCCUUCAAUUAUUUGCAUGACAAUAUUACUGAAUUCUGAUUGGUGAGAGCAGUACUAUUAUUUCAUUAAUUGUACUCCAGUAACAGGAGUUGCACUUGGGGAUCAGUUUGAGCGAAAGUAUUCAAAAUGGUGGCUUAACAGCUAGGAGUGUCAAUUUCUUUGGGGUUUUUUAACAAUUUUUCUACGCUGUCACAUGAUUAUUUAUUCUAUAGUUUGUCACGGUAAAUAUUUUUUUAAAUAUUCUAGGAAGUUGAUCAAAUGUUUAAAACUGAAGAAAGUCAACCAGCGUGGCUUGUAAGUACCGUAUUAUUAUUAGAAUAAUGAUGAUUAGCAUAUACUCGGGAGGUGGUUAGUAUUUUUCUCCCAUUUUGAUUGGCUGCUCAGCUCCGAAUAUUCUUGCACUAUAUUGACCUCUGGACAAAUACAAAAUGGCUUCCCGUUUCGUUCUGGUUACAGACGAGCGAAUGUUUGUACGAAACAAAGGUGCGGUUUCGCCAAACACGAAGAAAGCUAAAUGUUAAAAUUGACGAAAUGGUGUAAAUACUGUCUUGUUUACAACCACUACGGGAGCUGAAAUGCAAGUUGUUUUAAAAAUAUAUAUAUAUAUUUUUUUUGUCAUUUUUGUUUUGUUGUGGUAUAUGCUAAAACAAUUAUUCACCUCGGUAUCGGUGAAUAGUGCAAGGUUACUCACCUCAACGCUUCGCGUUUCGGUGAAUACCCUUGCACUAUUCAUCGACACUGAGGUGAAUACUUGUUAAUUAUUUGUCAUCACUUGUUGGUCUGUCACAAAUCUCUCGUUAUCAAACUGCAUGAAUGACGCAUCGUCUCGCGAAAGUAUUUACUGUACUUCAUGACAGCAGUUUAUUGUUUAAGGUAAACAAGAGGUAUAUAGCACCACUGUUGCUAGCUUAUGACGACCGCAUUAAAGAGAAGCAAGCAAUGUUACAGACGUACGAG
This is a messenger RNA of Paramuricea clavata, 5468 nucleotides long. NCBI's taxonomy places the organism in Eukaryota, Metazoa, Cnidaria, Anthozoa, Malacalcyonacea, Plexauridae. The record is from the annotation of a GenBank genome assembly.